AUGGCCUACAGAACUGACUUUGAGGCCUGGGACACCCCAGUGCUCGGACAAUGCAUCACAUCCGGCGGCAGCUGCAAGUACCACAGCACCCAGAUGGGUGAGGUCGACGGCUUCCCCUACAGUGACUACGAGGUCCCCGAGUGUGUCGUCACCUACAUCAACCCACUUGAGAACUGGUUCUCCUGUGUGAUGUCGUUCACCUACCAAUUCCCCGCCAAGACCGCCACCUAUAAGAUCACCCUCACCGGCCAGAACCGUCUGUCGUCCCUCAACAACAACGCCGACGAGCCAUUCGAGGUGUCCACCCAGGUGUACAUCAACGCCAACAAUCCCAUCUCCUCGCCCGUCUCCAACUCGUUGCCAAUCAUCAACGUUUGCUACAACCAGGACAACCCCGUCCAGUUCUUGGCCUCCUCGCCAGCCGGCUUGCCCCUGACCUACUCGCUGUCGCCAGACGCCGAUCUCGGUAACCCCGGUGGCUGGUUCGAUGACGGAACCUCCCAGCCAAGCGGCCUCACAAUCACCUCUGGUGGUCUCAUCAACUUCAAGCCAACCUACAAGGGACUUUACUCGGCUCAGGUCCGUGUCAGCGAUGGCAACGGAUGGAUCGCCGUUGACUUCUUGCUCAACUCAAUCGUGUGCCAGGCUAACGUCAACCCAGUCGUCAUCAGACCAAACAAGAACAACAACACCUUCACCUGUAGCCCAGGCGUCGAGUGUGUCUGGCAGUAUGAGGCCAUGUCGCCAAUCUCUUCCAGAACCGUCACCAUGCAAGAGUCAGGUGGUCUCCCACUCGGUGUUAUCUACAAGUCUGGCAACGUCGCCGCCAACCCAUUCCUUGCCACCAAGAGCUGGAAGCCAACCGUCAGUCAGAUCGGUACCUACGUCGUUGCCGUCAAGGCCACCGACAACCAAGGUGUCCAAUCCGUAGGUCAAGAGACUUACAUCCUCCAAGUUCGUCGCCCCGAUUGUGUCCAUGGACAUAAGGACCCAUCCAAGCCAAACUGUGACCCAAGCAGUGAUGCCACCUGUUGCAUUUGUGAUGAUGGUUGGUCAGGACCCCAGUGCACUGAGUGUGACACCACCACUCACCACGGACCAAACUGCAUCAAGAACGACCCAUGUUUCAACGGAACCUCCAACUCUGGACCCACCGGAGACGGAACCUGCAACUGUUUCCUCGGCUACACCGGCCCAGCUUGCAACAUCUCCAUCGUCCAGUACUGUAACCCAGGCAAACAAAACGGAGUCACCUUCAGAAACGCCACCAUUGGAUACCUCAACCCAUCCCUCGCCUCUGUCUACCUCGCCAACACCUCGCCAUUCACCAUCCCAUUCAAGGCCUUCGUGCCAUCGCCCAUGCCCUCGCUCAACGUCUACGUCAUCCUCGAUGUUGCCCCACUCAACUCGUACAUUGGAGACGACCUGACCCAGAUCACCAACCUGGUCAGCAUGAUCCAGACCUACACUGAGAACGCCAAGCUUGGUCUUGGUUUCUUCUCUGACGCUCUCCAGACCGGUGUUGGCUACAACUUCCAGUCGCAGUGCAUCAUUGGUUGUGAUAUCCCCGCCACCAUCAACGGCAAGGUCAAGUACACUGUGAGCACCGCCUCGCGUGGCAACAGUUUGGCCUCAUUGACUGAAGCCGUCGCUUUCCCAUUGGGUUGGGUCAGCGGUGAGUACCGUUCAGUCAUCAUUGUCACCGACUCUGAUAUCAACGCCACCUCCACCGACAUCUCUGCCCUCGGCGACAAGCUGCGUGCCAACUUCAUCAACCCAACCAUCGUUGGUUUGAGAAACGUCAACCUCAAGAACUGGAAGGCCGCCAUCCAGACCAUCGGUUUCGGUACCGUCAACGUCUCCCAGGCUGCCGGUGCUGACUGGACUUCCGUCGCCUUCAACUCCAUGAAGACCGGCUUCACCCAGUACGCCCCAUCCAUCCUCGCUGGCACUGACAAGUUCAACUUUGCCACCGCCCCAUCUACUUUCACCUCCACCAACACCGAGGUCAACUUGCCACUCAUCGUCACCCGUCCAGCCGUCGUCCCAUCGGCCCCAUCCAACGCCAUCACCCUCACCGUUCCAGGUUACGGUCAGUCUAUCGCCACCGUCAACUACAACCAUCCACCAGUUGCCAAUGAUGUCACCCUGGCCACCAACAAGGACACCGCCAUCACCUUCCAGAUCUCCGUCUCUGACGCUGAUCUCAACCAGCUUGAUGUUUCCUUCACCAACCUCCCAUCCGCCGGUCAAUUGACCGUCGUCGGUGGCAGCGCCGUCGUCGUCUCCACCCCAUACCUCUCGACCACCACCUUCAAGUACACUCCAGACCCCACCGUCAAGCUCGUCACCUUUGACUACACCGUCACUGACAGGUGUGACACUGACACUGGCAAGUACACCAUCAACAUCCAAGGUGCUGGUGUGCCCCCCGUUGCCCUCUACACCAACAACACCCUGUUCGAGAACUCCCAGAUCACCUUUGACUUCAAGUACACCAACACUGAGGGAAUGACCGGUCCAAUCCAGGUCGUCCUCGUCAAGCUCCCAACCAACGGAGACUUGCUCGACAGCACCGGAGCCAAGAUCACCUCGAUCGCCACCAACCUGCCAACCACCCUCACCUACCGCCCCAACAAGGACAUCUCCAACGAUGACACCUUUGGUGGCGCCGGUCCAGUUGACACCAUCCCAUUCUCCAUCUUCAACGCCGAGACCGGUCUCAUGUCGACCGCACCAAACAAGGCUGAGUUCUACGUCACCCCACGCAAGCCACCCGUCUACACUGGUGUCGCUGGUUUCCGUACCAACGAGAACCAGGCUCUGACCUUUGCCAUCACCUCAAAGAAGCCCGCCAACGCCCAGCGUGUCGUCUUGACCAUCACCUCGAUCACCCCAGGCAACUACCCCGAUGGAGGUAUCCUCAACAACACUGGCUGUCUGGGCAUGGCCUGCAACCUCAAGGUCGUCCCACCCUAUGAGGAGGAGUCUAAUGACGGAACCUUCUCGCUGACCUACCAGCCACCCGCCAACCAGUACGGAGACUUCCGUCUCUUUGCCAACUUCACCCUGAGCUCCGUCAUUGCCGGUCAGCGUGUGCCAUCCGAGUCGAUCAUGGUGUACUUCAACGUCACCCAGGUUCUCGAGGCUCCAAUCAUCGUGAUGCUGACCCAGCAGGAGUACGUCUACCCACGUACCGUCCCCGUCGACUACGUCGAGGCCAACCCAAUCACCAAGUUCGCCACUCCACUCAACCUGUUGAUGAACAACGUCAUCAUGUUCAACUUCACCACCAUGAGCUACGACGCACCCAACUCCACCAUCCAGGUCAUCUUCACCCAGCUGCCCAAGCGUGGUUCCAUUGGCAUCACCAACUUCAACACCGGCUCUCUCGCCAGCGACUUUGUCCAGAACAAGACCAAGCCCCACGGACCCAACUUCCCAGCCAUCGCCCCAGGCACUGCCACAUACAGCUGGUUCUACGAGCCAAACUCCAACCAGUCUGGUCUCGCCUUUGACAGUGUGUCCUUCUACGCCAUCGACGAGUACGGACUCAUGUCGGCCACCAACACCAUCGUGUUCAACGUCAACAAGAAGUUCAACCCACCCAUCAUCUUUGCUGACCGUCUCGAGUGGAUGACCCUGGUCAACCAGAACCUCGUUGUCACCAACGUGUCCUUCAUCGACCCAGAUGUCACCUACCAGAACGUCACCCUCACCGUCUCGCUCCUCGACAACAACGGAAACUUCUCCACCAGCGCCAACAUCUCGCUCCUCGGCAACACCGCCCCCUACUGCACCUACCCCAACGCCUCGUCGUCAAUCACCUGCGUCGGUACCAAGGAGCUGCUCAACAAGUUCUUGUCGCAGAUCACCUUGUUCCACAAGUCGACUGGCAACUUCACCCUGCACGUCUCCGUCCUGAACCACAUGUUCAUGAAGGUGCCAGGCAUCUCGCUGCUGGACAUCUCCGCCCAGAAGGAGCUGACCAUCUCUGUCAAGCAGGGCAGCAACGGUGGCUCCAACAACACCACCAUCCUGUCGAUUGCCAUCGCCGCCGCCAUCGUCGCCGCCGCCAUCAUCGCCCUUGGUGUCUGGAGAUUGGUCCGCGCCUUGGCUCCACCCACCAGCGCCUUCUUUGGUGACUCGCCAUUCGCCGACGGUGCCAUCACCUCCAACCCACUGUACACCGAGUCUGCCAACCAAGGUGUCAACCCACUCUACGAGAACCAUUAA
Messenger RNA from Acytostelium subglobosum LB1, 4236 nucleotides. RefSeq lists its product as hypothetical. The record is from RefSeq and is a predicted model, not a curated record. The coding region runs from base 1 to 4236 and encodes 1411 amino acids. The transcript is spliced from 2 exons. NCBI's taxonomy places the organism in Eukaryota, Evosea, Eumycetozoa, Acytosteliales, Acytosteliaceae.